UAUUAAAGUGUCGCAAGAAGAAGUUCUUAAGUUUAUUAUGUUUAUAUAAUUGAUAACAGUUUUUGAUAUACUUGCCUUUUGUCGUUUUCAAAAUAUUUGUCUAAGUAUUAAUUUGGAAUGUUUAAAGCUGUACAAUUAAUUUCUUGUGUGGUUUUUUAUUAUUAAUAAAAAUCAUGUCGUUUUCGGUGUUUGAUGAUCAGCUAGAAAUUAUUAAGAAAUUUGAAGAAGAUAUAAAAUAUGUUAAUUCCAAAAUGAAAACGAUCGAUUUAAAACUAUCAUCCAUUCAUCCAACUAACAGUGAAUAUGUUAGUAAACUUAAAGGCGCAUCUAGUAUGAGUAGUGUACACGAUUUAAAAGACAAAGAAACAGAAAAGAAAACUGAAGACCUUCCCAACUCUUCGGCUAAAACUUCAUACAGCGAUGACACAAUAAGCCAAAACAUAAAUUUACCAUGUGCAAUAUCCGAAGAUACUACAGUGUCUGAUAAAUUCAACACAUUUUCAAAAUUGAAGGAAUCCCAAUUUGGUACGAAUAAUGUAAUGAAUAAAGAAAUGGUCAAGAACGACUUUGUGAAUGCAUCUACGUUGAUUUAUAAAGCAAAAAAGAAGGCCAGAGAAACUGAUUUGUAUUUAAAAAAUAUACAUGAAAAAGUAUUGCCAAGAUGUCAUUCUGCAGAUAUCACAAGUGACAUAGUUAAAAGAGAUAAUAUAUAUGCAGAUAUUCCAGAUAUUCCAUCAAAAAUCACUCGGAAACUUCAACCUGGCUGUAAAGAAAAAUUGGGUGAAAAUAUGUAUACAAAUAAUGAAAAUCCAAAAAUAAUUUCAAAACCUAGAUCUUUAACUCGAGAAAAACAUGUUCAUUUUAACCACUCUUCGAAAAAUUUAGGUAAAACGAACCAUCCUCAUCAAAAUGUUCACAAUUCUUCUAAAUCAACUGAACAGUUAUUAAAAAAUGUCUCCCAAAAUAACGUUAGUAUAACGAAUGUGCAUUUCGAGGAUAAUAAUUCCGACGGAAAAAAUACUAAUGAUGAUAAAGUAAACAAAUUAAUGGUGCAGCGAAUUCCUUGUGUUAAUUUAAAACCGGAUCUAGUCACUCAAAAAUUAGCAAACAUUCAAAUAAAUCCAGAUAAUAAAAAGCUUUUACGUAAUUAUAAACCUAAUGUGGCCUAUCAAGAGUUCGCUUUUGGAUUAGAACCGGAAACUUGCAAAUGCCAUUCAGUGGUUCAGCCAAAAAUAUCUCAUGACAAAACAGUUGCUCGUCAUGAAAUACUUAAAACUAUUUGUGGAAUGUUAGAGAAUACGUCUAACUAUCCUUUAAGCGAUAAAUUAAUUACCCAAUUACAGAAAAUAAUAAUGAUUAUGGAAGAAACAAAGUCUUUGGAGCACAAUGGUUUAACUGAAGUAGAUGAUCUUAUUGAAGAACACAGUAUGGUUGGUUUUAGCGAUGAAGUAAUAAAAAACAGAAUAAUGGAUAUAGCCAAUAAUAUAGUAGAGAACAACAGUGAUGAAAUUGCAUUUGACCAAAUGUCCGUAGAAAUUGAAAAUAAUUCUCAUCAAUUGUUAAAACGACUGGAUAAAAUUAAAAACACCAUUGUGGCUUUGAAUCCAUUAGUGGAAUUUCCAAAUUUGUCUGCAGAUAAUAAACUUGAUGACACUACAACAUAUAAUGAUGAAAAUUUUAAAAAUCAUCAUCCUAACAAUAAUUUAUUCUCAAAAAAUUAUCAUAAUAUACCAUCAACUGGACGUGUCAGUAUAAAAGACUUUUUAUGUCAUGGUUAUAAUUUCUCAAGUUUGAAAAUGUUUAAAAAUUCAUCAAUGAUAAAGGAAUAUGAUUCUCAAAUUACAUUAUGCUCCAACGACAACAUAAGUCAAAAUAUAUUUAAGGCUCAAAAUAAUUUAAACAAUCAAAACAAUAUAUCUCAAUUAAAAAAACAUCAAUUAGAAUCUAAAAAUAAAAUUCAAAACCAGAGUAUAUUAUUUGAAGAUUCUGUAUCAUCUCAACCUCAAUCAAGUCAUUCAAGUAUAAUAUUAAAACAUCAACAGAAGCUAUCAGAAGAUGAAAAUCAAAAUAAUAACGAAAAUGAUGAUUAUACAACUACGACUGAUGCAUAUAAUUUGGAAGCUAAAAAUAGUUUGAAGAUAAAUUCAGAAAGCAAUCAAUCAACUAAAUUUGAGAAGGAUAAAAACACAUUAGAAAUAAUUAAAAAUGAUGAACAUUUGCCAAUCAAUGAUACUAGUAAGGAUUAUAGUAAUCUAAAAUCAAAUAUACAAGAUUGGCAAUUAAAUUCUUUAUCAUUUGCAUCAUCGAUAUCUAAUAAUUAUCAACAAACCGAUAAAGUACACAUAGAUAAAAAAAUACAAAGUUCUGCUGAUUCAACUACUUCUUCAAUGAUUUCAUUGAAACAGUCUACUCAAGAAAUUGAAAGUGAAGCAGAAAGUUUAACUAGUCUUGGAGAAGUUAUCUAUUUUUCUAAAUGAUCCUCAAUGUAUUCAUCUAUUGAAGAAUUUUAACAUAAAUAAAUAUUUUAAUUUGAUUCAA
Melanaphis sacchari is the source of this 2538-nucleotide messenger RNA. RefSeq lists its product as uncharacterized. Lineage: Eukaryota; Metazoa; Arthropoda; Insecta; Hemiptera; Aphididae. Bases 174 to 2477 code for a protein of 767 amino acids. The transcript has 15 exons. The record is from RefSeq and is a predicted model, not a curated record.